CUUCAGACGAUAUAUUUGGAAGCCUAGCCACUGUGGAGUGUUACCUGAAUUUAAAAACAGCACUGGUUGACGGAGCUGUCCAUCAUGCCUGGAGACAGUAAGGCCCAGCUACCGGCCAACCUAACCGAGCAGAUCGAUGCCUUCAUUGCUGAUCUGAAACAAGGGAGUGUGAAGGGGUCCUACGAUGUAGCUCACAGCACCCUGUCCCUGAUCAGAAAGAUCAUAUCAGGUAGCCGCUGGGCCCAUGCCGGGGAGCUGAUGGGACUGAUCAGGCAGGAGGGCAAGAGGAUUAUGACGGCUCAGCCGGCAGAGUCCUCGGUCGGUAACAUGGUCAGGAGGGUCCUCAAGAUCAUCAGGGAAGAGUAUGCAAGUAUUAUCAAGGGCCAGGGUGUUGAUUCAUCCGGCGAUCCACAAGAGUCCCUUCAUAAAAAGCUGCUUGCUGAAGGCCAGGUGGAGGAUUUCAGUAAACCAUGUAUGAAUUUGAAGGGUAGAUCGAUAGAGAGUAUAAAUGAGCUGUUAUCAGAGCUAGAGGGCAGUGCAGAAGCCAUUGCAAGCCAGUCAUUAGAACACAUCCACUCUAACGAGGUCAUCAUGACGCUAGGAAAGUCAAGAACAUUGGAGGCAUUUCUUCUUAAUGCAGCCAGGAAAAGAAAAUUUCAUGUUAUCGUCGCAGAGUGUUCACCUUUAUAUAAGGGACACGAUUUAGCCACUACUCUAGCCAGGCAUGACAUCGAGACCACGGUCAUCACCGACUCGGCUGUCUUUGCUAUGAUGUCACGUGUUAACAAGGUCAUCAUUGGAACGCAUACGGUCAUGGCAAAUGGAGGAUUGAAGGCAAUCGGUGGUACUCAUGCAUUAGCACUAGCAGCCAAGCAUCACUCAGUACCUUUGAUAGUAUGCACACCAAUGUUCAAGCUGUCACCUGAGUACCUUUGCAGUAUUGAUCAGGAUGCUUUCAACAAAUUUGAGUCACCUAAAGAGAUUCUGGAUUACUCUGAUGGGGAGCUACUUUCCAAGGUCCAUAUCUAUAACCCUGUCUUUGACUACGUACCUCCUGAGCUAGUUACCCUCUUCAUAUCAAACAUUGGAGGUAAUGCCCCAUCGUACGUCUACAGACUUCUUAGCGAGUUAUACCACCCAGAUGAUCAAGACCUUUGACCUUUGGAACAUCAGAAAGUGAAGGAACACUCCUACUCUAGAUAAGUCUAGAGUUUAAAAACUGUUAGGAGAAUGUGGGUUGGUCUAGCGACACGUUCACUUGGUCAGCUCUCUGUCUUCGCCUACAAACCGGCUCAGACGGACCCCGGUUUGAAACUGAGUCACGUCUUUUGGAUGGUGACGUUUAAUGUCAGUCCCCAGACGUAAAUAUUAAUAUCUGAUUGAUACACGUCUGUAAGAUCCCAAUUACAUACACGUCUGUAAGAACCCAAUUACACACACGUCUGUAAGAACCCAAUUACACACACACGAUGUAAUGUUUUUCUCUACCAUCUCUGUGGGAGAUUUCAGUUUGCAUCUCGUGUCAUCAACAUCCUGAAUGUACGAUUCUUGUGUCAUGCUUGCGGGAGAGCUGGGGGUGUUUCACAAAGAUCCUAAGUUGAACUUACUCAAAAUUUGGACUUCAAAAUUAUGGAGAGCCAUUUGUA
Strongylocentrotus purpuratus (purple sea urchin) is the source of this 1646-nucleotide messenger RNA. RefSeq names its product translation initiation factor eIF-2B subunit beta (gene eif2b2). Gene Ontology annotation, biological process: translational initiation. Gene Ontology annotation, molecular function: guanyl-nucleotide exchange factor activity; translation initiation factor activity. Lineage: Eukaryota; Metazoa; Echinodermata; Echinoidea; Camarodonta; Strongylocentrotidae. The coding region runs from base 85 to 1158 and encodes 357 amino acids. The record is from RefSeq and is a predicted model, not a curated record. The transcript is spliced from 12 exons. Gene Ontology annotation, cellular component: eukaryotic translation initiation factor 2B complex.